UAGAAACAUGCACUUUUACUCACUCCUGAGUUCUUUAAUUCUCUUUGUGUUACUCCUCUGUAUCUCAGAUUCUGAGAGCCUGAAGACACUGAAGAAUUUAACUGUAAAACAUGGAGAAUCUCUCACUAUUCCAUGUUUUUAUGAUGAGAAAUACAAAUCAAACCUUAAAUACUGGUGUAAGGGGUAUUUCUGGUUCUCCUGUAAAAUAGUAGCCUCUACAAACACAAGCACAUCAGUCACUGAUCAUCCAACCCAGAAUAUGUUUAUUGUGGAACUGAACAGUCUUCAAGACUCUGACUCUGGAUAUUAUUGGUGUGCUGUGGAAAUUGGUGGGAAAGAGACCCCUGAUGACAAGGAUUAUUUGUACCUGACAGUCAGUGCAGAUCCUGCAGUGUCAGUGAUAAACAGCAAAGUAAGUGGUCAAGAAGGGGGCAGUGUCAGUGUCCAGUGUCUCUACAGUGCUGAAUAUAAGAAUAAAAAGAGGAAUUGGUGCAGAUUUGAAGACAGGAGGUGUUUCUCAGGGGGGAAGACAACAGAAUUCUAUAAUUCAGUAGUGCUGGUCAUCGACUAUGGAAAAGGAUCUGUCAGUGUGGAGAUGAGGGGUCUGCAGAAGAGUGAUGCUGGCUGGUACUGGUUCAGUGCAGGAGAUGUGGAGGUUCCUGUUCACCUCACUGUCACUGAAAGACCUUCAAGUAAGAUCACAGCAACAACAGCUGUGACUACAGUUUGUGCCACUGAGGAAACCUGCAUCGGUGAAACCACUUCAGGUUCUGAAACUAUGAGGAAGAAUAAAGAGACAACAGCGGCAGAGCUGAGGGGAAAUACUGGGCUUCUCUGGGUUCUACUGGCUGUAGGCCUUGGGCUGCUGCUGAUUCUGACCAUUGUUACAACCAGCGUGUUGAUUAAAAAGUGCAAUGGAAGUCAAACAGAGACCAGAGGGAGGGUCAGUAACACUGCAGUUCACACAGUUUCAUCUGCAUCAGAUCAUGAAAAUGAUGUGAUCUACAGCAGUGUAACCACAACUACCAAAAAGAAAACACUCUUUCAGGCAGUCAGAGAUGAUGAGGUGAUCUACAGCUCUGUGGUUUUGAAGUAAGAGGUGUAAGCGAGUGUGUUUCUGGCCAGAUCUCUUACAAAGAAGAUACUGCAAUGCAAGACUUCUCACAAUGGAACUUCUAUUAUAUAUUAGGGGGCAUUUAAGUUAAAAAGGGUUUGACUUCAAGACUUUAACUUAAAGUUUGUACUUCCUGAUGAUUCAAAUGGCUUCUACCUGUAAAAAGUCUUUCAGUACCUACCAGUGCACCACAUAUAUGUCUGCAUAAAAGUUAAAGGAAUAGACUGAUGAAAAAUCAAGUUUACACAAUUUUCACUUACCUCAGAUGACAUCAAUCAGCCAAGACAAGUCCAAGUGUUGCUGCUUAAUUUUAGUGCUGGAGCUACAAGGUAAUAUUGCUAACAAACACUGAAAGUCAAUUCACCCAAAUCUUAUCCAUAACUAAAGUUCUUUACUAAAGUUAUGCAAACUUGUUGAUGUUGUUUAAUACACAGACUUACUGUGAGCAUCCACUUUACAGGUGUUGUGCCGAAUUUUGACUCCGCCAUAGAAUUUGACUCCCCUUUGCAUGCACGCCACACUGGUGAUUCUGUUUCAUUUUUUAAAGAUAAUCUCCAGCUCAAGAUUGAGAGUUUAUAAAAGCUGACUAUUGACUUCUGGUGUUUAUUAGCAAUGUUGGCCUCAAAGAUCCUGUGCUAAACUAAAGAAGCAAAAUUUUCUCUCCAAACAUGUUUUGGCUCAUUUACAUUGCUGUCAUAAGUGAAUUGGGUAACACUUUACAUUAAGGGUACAUGACCUGUCAGUAAUUAAGGCAUUUACUAAUGAAUAACUAAUCAGAAAGUAAUGAGUUAUUAAUCAGAAACAAAUGAAUGUCAUUUAUUAACAGCCACAAGACUAAAUCACUAACCCAUGAACUAAUGAAUGAAGAUGAAUGUAAUAAAGGCUUUAUUCAAUGCCUGAA
This is a messenger RNA of Pygocentrus nattereri (red-bellied piranha), 2015 nucleotides long. Its product is annotated as polymeric immunoglobulin receptor-like. Bases 8 to 1096 code for a protein of 362 amino acids. Lineage: Eukaryota; Metazoa; Chordata; Actinopteri; Characiformes; Serrasalmidae. The transcript is spliced from 10 exons. The record is from RefSeq and is a predicted model, not a curated record.